Messenger RNA from Penicillium daleae, 1374 nucleotides. RefSeq lists its product as uncharacterized. The transcript has a single exon. Lineage: Eukaryota; Fungi; Ascomycota; Eurotiomycetes; Eurotiales; Aspergillaceae. The record is from RefSeq and is a predicted model, not a curated record. Bases 1 to 1374 code for a protein of 457 amino acids.
AUGAACCGAAUUCCUUUGAGAGCCCGCCGGGGCGCUCAGCAUCACAGAGCUGCAAUCUGCCAGUUCUGUGAAUUCUCAACCUCGACAUCGCGCCCUGCCCUUCCCUUCGCUCGACUGGCCGCGGACCCCCAAAGUCGGGCUUCACGUAGCAAUCUCGGAUUGCAACCGUCGCGCCCGAAUGGACCACGGCAGUUGGCAUCUCCGCUUGCUGCCACGCGGUACAAGUCACGUCUGGCUUCUCAAAAGGCUGGGAAGCCCGUGGAACCCGAGUCGAGCUCAGCCGAGAACCCGAGCGAGCAGCUUUCUGGCACGAAUACCGAUGAUGGAGUCAACGAAAUGCCUCACUAUUCUCUUGAAGAUCUCGUUAAAAUGACACGGGACUGCGAAGCGGCGGCAUUGAAUUUGUUAGAGUCUAGCGAAGUGCCUGCCAAUAAAGACGUGGAGGACGCCCUUCUCAAAUGUGAAGAAACAGUGAAGUCACUCUCGCCAUACUGGGAUUUACGCGAUGACAAGUCAACGAGCGGUGAUGGGAAUGCAAUUUCUUCACUAUUGGAGAUGGAGGAGAAGCAGGGAUCCGCGACGCAGCCACACGAGGUUGAAGAAGCCCUCCGCGGACUGGCAGACCGAGUCUCCGAUAGCAUGACGCAAAUAAUCAAAGACAAAAAGGUCUUCAUCUCCCCCACAGCACUGGAACGUUAUGUUGGGGCCCAAUGUGUCUUGAAUCGGGCCGAGCACCUGCCAGAGGUGUUCCAUCUAUACGCCAACAAGCCGAUUCCCGAGGAGAAGAGUAACCCGCCUAAAUUUCACAAGGCAAACCCGAAGGAUGUGAACAGCGCUGUUUCCGCGGAGUUGGCAAACCAGGCCAUCGACGUCGCUAUCAAGCAAAAGAAUCUCCCGCUGGUACUCGCAAUGAUCGAUAACACCUUUUGCGCACCUGCUUUCCAUCGCGCGAAGGUCUUCCGAAAGGCUGCCGUUCCCUUGGCUGGUCUGGCUGCUGCUCCGGCCGCGUGCUUCACACUCGCAUCGUGGGCAGCAACGUUCCAAAACACUAUGGAUCCUAGCACGGCAACUGGUAUUGCUUUCGCCGCGUCACUUGCCUAUGUAGCCGGUACCUCUUCCAUGGGCAUUUUAGCCAUUACUACCGCGAAUGACCAGAUGAAGCGCGUCACCUGGUUAUCUGGCGUUCCUUUGCGGCAUCGAUGGCUCCGCGAGGAGGAGCGCGCUGCAUUAGACAAGGUCGGUUGCGCGUGGGGAUUCCAAGAUCCUUAUAUGCAUGGAGAGGAGACGGGCGAAGAAUGGGACAGUCUGCGCGAGUUUAUUGGCAUGCGGGGUAUGAUUCUGGAUAAGACAGAGUUGAUGGAAGGUAUGCAGUAG